Molecule: messenger RNA, 1093 nt
Organism: Castor canadensis (American beaver)
Lineage: Eukaryota; Metazoa; Chordata; Mammalia; Rodentia; Castoridae
Gene: Txndc17
Product: thioredoxin domain containing 17
Cellular component (GO): cytosol
Molecular function (GO): protein-disulfide reductase [NAD(P)H] activity
Source: RefSeq, a predicted model, not a curated record
CCGGGACCAGGCUCAUCCCCACCCCGCAUGGGCCCCGCCUCGCGGCGGCGGGACCCUACAGCUCCUCCGGCCCUCGGCCCUGCGUGUCCCCAUGGCGCUCUUCGAGGAGGUGAGCGUGUCUGGGUUCGAGGAGUUCAACCGGGCUGUGGAGCAGCACCACGACAAGACUAUUUUCGCCUACUUUAGCGGUUCUAAGGACGCCGAAGGGAAGAGCUGGUGUCCCGACUGUGUGCAAGCUGAACCAGUCGUCCGAGAGGGGCUGAAACACGUUAGUGAAGGAUGUGUGUUCAUCUACUGCCAAGUAGGAGAAAAAUCUUAUUGGAAAGAUCCAAAUAAUGACUUCAGACAAAAACUGAAAAUAACUGCAGUGCCCACACUACUUAAGUAUGGAACACCUCAAAAAUUGGUGGAAUCUGAGUGUCUUCAGGCCGACCUUGUGGAGAUGUUGUUCUCUGAAGAUUAAGAGCUGAUGAUGUUGGUUUUGAUUUCCAAAAGAAAUUUCAUACUUGCUUUGAAUUCGUAACAAUAAAUGAAUGAUGGUGUUAAAAUCAGUGUAAGUCUAAACAAUAAAAAAUGUUAUUAAAAUACCCACGAACCUCCAUUUUGCUUGUAACGUAUGGAGAUCUUAAAGAUUUUUAGUAAGACUUCACCUGUGUUAGUAAAAGCUCAAAGAAAUAUAGUAUCAGAGGUGACAAAUCACUAAAAGCUCCCAAUAGUACAGUAGACAACUUCCAAAUCUCUGAAGGAAUUAGGAGCUUUUAUCUUAAAUUCCACAAAUUUGCAAAGCAACUUUCUUUGCCUUUAGAAUGUAGAACUUACAUUUCACUAAGGAAAAGAAUAGAACAUCUAAUGUAAUCUGCUUAAUUCACUUGGGAUGAGGCAGUGGGCAGAGAAGACCUAAUGACUAGAUAACCUAGUGGUGGGAGUAAGUCCUUCUGGAUUCUACUGCUUACUAACUGUGUAACCACAGGCAAGUUACUUAAGCUCCUUUACAAACAAGGAUUGUUCUGCAAAUAAAGUGGGAAUGCAAAGCCAGGCACUGGUGGCUCAAGUCUGUAAUUCUAGCUACUCAGGGCAAAUAGUUCCUGAGACC